AUGACAAGUUUGACAAAAUCUUUCAGUGGUGGUUCAGAUGUGAUGGGAGGAUGUGUUAUUGUUAAUCCACAAUCCGUUCAUUUCGAUACAAUCUACGACGCUCUCUUAUCGGAGUGGGAAGACAAUUAUUUUCCAGCUGAUGCAAUGACACUGUCCAAAAACUGCACCGAUGUCGUUUCUCGUGUCCAAAAGUCAAGCUCUAGUGCCGAAGCAAUCGCCAAUUUUAUGAACAAACACCACGCUGUUGAGCGAGUCAACUACCCUUCUUUGGUUGAGAGCCGUGAUUUCUACGAACAGGCGAAGAGGAAAGAUGGAGGCUAUGGCUUCCUUCUUAGUGUUAUUUUCCAUAAGCCCACUGCUGCCAUUGAAUUUUACGACAAUUUUCAUGUGGCCAAGGGGCCUAGUCUUGGAACCAAUUUCACUUUGGCGAUCCCCUACGCUUUUUUAGCACAUUUCAGAGAGUUGGAUUGGGCAGCCAGCUAUGAUGUGCCGAGGCACAUUGUCAGGAUCAGUGUUGGGCUAGAAGAUGCGGAUGAAUUGUUGAAGGUUGUCGAGCAAGCGCUGGGUUGUAUCUCAGCAGAAUCCACACUGUCAGGAGAAUGA
This is a messenger RNA of Penicillium manginii, 603 nucleotides long. RefSeq lists its product as uncharacterized. Gene Ontology annotation, biological process: transsulfuration. The coding region runs from base 1 to 603 and encodes 200 amino acids. The transcript has 2 exons. Gene Ontology annotation, molecular function: pyridoxal phosphate binding; cystathionine gamma-synthase activity. The record is from RefSeq and is a predicted model, not a curated record. NCBI's taxonomy places the organism in Eukaryota, Fungi, Ascomycota, Eurotiomycetes, Eurotiales, Aspergillaceae.